This is a messenger RNA of Paralichthys olivaceus (Japanese flounder), 4704 nucleotides long. Lineage: Eukaryota; Metazoa; Chordata; Actinopteri; Pleuronectiformes; Paralichthyidae. The record is from RefSeq and is a predicted model, not a curated record.
ACAACAGUCGAUGAUCCACACAGUUCCCUCUGUCCAAAGCAUUAACAGUUGCUACCUGCUUGGGCGGAAUUGACGUAAACACCGGUGCUACAUGCUUCACCCUGAGUCCAGCCAGGCCGCAGGAGAGGCCGUGCACGACAUGACAGCACCGGGAUCGCGGAAGAAAGCCCGCUGGCAACCGCGGGUGACCGUGCAAGCGGAGGCGGUGAGGGCUGCGGGUCGCUACGUUGUGCUGACAGCCCUGUGUGUCCUGUGCUACUGCAACACACUCCGCGGGGAGUUAGUGCACGACGAUGUGUGGGCUAUCGUCAACAACCCGGACGUCCGACCGGGCUCGAGCCUAAGAAACAUCUUCAGCAACGACUUCUGGGGCAAAAUGAUGGCGGACAAUACGAGCCACAAGUCCUACAGACCGCUGUGCAUCCUCUCCUUCAAGUUGAACAUCCUGUUGGGCGGAAUGACACCUCUGUAUUUCCAUAUGGUCAAUGUGUGUUUCCACUGUGCUGUAACCUGCCUGCUCAUGCACACAUGCAAAAGCUGUGUGUUUGAAGACUCAAGUUUGGCUUUCAUCACAGCACUCCUCUUUGCUGUGCACCCUGUCCACACUGAAGCCGUGUCUGGUGUCGUGGGCAGGGCCGAUGUUUUGGCCUGUCUGCUGUUUUUGCUCACUUUUCUUUCCUAUGUUAGAAGUGUUGGUGUGUGUGUCUCAGAGGACUCUCUGCCCUCUACCAUGUCGGCGUUGUCUCUGAUUGUCAGUUUGUUGCUGGGCACCUGCGCCAUGCUGAUCAAAGAGACAGGCAUCACAGUGUUUGGAGUGUGUGUAAUCUAUGAUGCCCUGGUCCUCUGCUGCAAGCCUCUUAUUAAUCACCUGUAUAGCUCCAGACCAGGCAACCUCCUCCACAUCUGCAGCCCCUUCGUCAAACGAGCCUGUCUAAUCUCUGGAUAUGUGGUGCUAAUCAUGUCAGUCAGGCUGUGGCUGAUGGGAGGAUCCAUGCCUCUCUUCUCCGAACAGGACAACCCUGCUUCCUUCUCUCCUCACCUGCUUACCAGGAUUUUGACCUAUUCUUACCUGCUGUCAUUUAAUGCCUGGUUGCUGCUUGCCCCCAUCGUGCUUUGUUAUGACUGGCAGGUGGGGAGCAUUCCCCUGGUGGAGUCAUUGAGUGACUUUCGCAAUGUGGCUGCCAUGCUCCUGGCCAUUGUAAUGGUUGCACUUUGCCUGCACUGCGUCUUCUCACUACAGAGACAAGAGAGCAGGGAGGUGUUGGUUGGAGUGUUGUUUCUGGUGUUUCCAUUCAUUCCUGCCAGUAACCUUUUCUUCAGGGUUGGAUUUGUUGUGGCCGAAAGGGUUCUCUACAUGCCGAGUAUGGGCUACUGUAUCUUGGUGGCUCAUGGCAUGGGUCGGUUGUGUGCGGUGGUAGGCCGCUGGGGCACCACAGUCCUCAGUGUCUCCAUGCUGUUGCUCCUCCUACUCUUCUCCUGGAAGACCAUCCAGCAGAACCAUGUCUGGCUUUCCAGGGAGGCCCUUUUCAAGUCUGGUAUCCAGACUCUGCCUCACAAUGCCAAAACCCACUACAACUACGCCAACUUCCUGAAAGACAGUGGCCGACACGAAGAGGCCAUUCACCACUACACCACUGCCCUCAGGUUAUAUCCUCGUCAUGCUAGUGCCAUGAACAAUCUUGGCACUCUGACACGCUGCCCAGAGGAGGCUGAGCACUUCUAUAGGAAAGCAUUGGACACCAACCCUCAACAUAACAGAGCUCUCUUUAACCUGGGCAACCUCCUCAAGUCCCAGGGGAAGGCAAAAGAGGCUGAGGCUCUGCUGAUGGACUCCAUACACUUCGGUCCCCAUUUUGCUGAUGCUUACUCCAGUCUGGCAUCACUUUAUGCUGAACAGAAACGCUUUCCUGAAGCCAAUGAAGUGUAUCUGAAAGGCAUACAGAACUGUCCAGACAAUUCUGACCUGCAUAAUAAUUAUGGUGUGUUUCUGGUAGAUACAGGAGAGGGAGCGCAAGCAACAGCUCACUACCUGCAAGCAGUUCGACUCAAACCAGCACACUAUGUUGCUAUGGUGAACCUGGGCCGCCUUCUCAGAUCAUCCAAUGAGAAUGAAGCAGCGGAGUCUUGGUACAAGAGGGCGCUGCAGAUAACAAGGAAGGUGGAUAUUCUGACACCGCUUGGAGCACUGUACUACAACACAGGCCGAUUUGAGGAGGCUCUGCACGUGUAUAGAGAGGCUGCAGCCGUGCAGCCAGACAACACAGACAUUUGGCUGGCUCUGGCUCAGGUUUUAGCCAUGGUCAGUCAUACCAUAGAAGCAGAGAAGAUGACCUUGGACAUCAUAUCCAGAGAAGGCAGCUGUAUUGAAUGUUACAGACUCCUGUCUGCCAUCUACAGCAAGCGUGGCAACUUUACAGAGGCCCUGGAUGCUCUGGAUAGGGCCCUGCAGCAGAAUCCCAGUGAUCUGACAGUAAGAGCAGAGCUGUAUUUUUCCAAAGGAAACCAGCUCAGAGAGAUGAACCAGCUGGACCAGGCCUUUGAGAGCUACAAGCUAGCGGUUGAACUGAAACCUGAUCAGUCCCAGGCCUGGAUGAAUAUGGGAGGGAUUCAACACAUUAAGGGAGAUUAUGCAGCAGCCAGGAUGUACUACCAGCGAGCCCUGUCUCUGAACCCUGGUUCCAAACUUCUGAAGGAAAACUUGGCCAAGCUAGACCGGCUAGAAAGGAAACUGACAGUGGAGGAAUAGACCACCACAGCCUGACAGAUGCUGCAUCAUCAUGGGUAUAGAUCAAGGGAGGAGGACACUGCCCAUACUUCUGGAGCCAGUCUGGACAAAAUGGACUUGGACUUGGAUGAAUCUGUCAAGGUUUUGGUUGGUGUGUUGGAGCAAGGAGACUGGUCAUGCCAUGGUCCAGAAACCUUUCGCUUCAUGUGUUUAUUGAAGGGAAUGAAAUCUAUUCUUCACCUGUCGGAAUAGUAUGUGAAGCAAAAUAUGCCAAGUUCAAAGUCCUCUCUCAGGUGGCUGAAACAGUUCCUCAUCCUCCUGAGAGGGGUAUGUAGAGAGUGAAACUCAAAAGUAUACAAAGAUUUAAUUGUAAGAAGUCAAUUUAAUGGACCAUAAAGUUUGGAUCAUUGUAUAUUGCAAAUGAAGGGAAUGGUUUGAUACAACAUUCAUUUGUGUCUGUUUGACCUUGCAGACCUGGUAUUAACAUCGCACCUCAUGCACCAAUACUCCCUUUAGAAGUUUCCUAAGAAAUCUUGAUUCAUGAUGCAAUCUUAAACAGAAGAAUUGUUUGCAUCUGAAUUCUUAUAUUGAUGACUUACACGUCUUGGUAAGUUCCUAAUUAGCAUAGAUAAACACCCCGCCAAAGCCCAUAAAUGGGCAUGAGACUGCAGUGGCCUGUGCACACAGAAACAGAAAAGGAUAUCUAAGAAGUCAUGAGUUACUAAAAGAAAAUCUAAAGAUGAUGACAUGCAGAAAAAAGCUGUUACAUUAUGUGGUGUCAGCACUGGAUAGAAAAAAAAGCUGAUCUGUUAUCUGAGCUGGACCAAUGCAUCAUUAACAACACAGUACUAUGUGUUUUAAAUUAUAUUUGGGUCAGGUCUGUCACGUUGAUUGGUCUGAUGUUUUACUCUACUCAUGUCUGUAAUCUGUAAAAAAUUACCAAUUGUUUUAGAGACACAAAUUCAGUGCAGCUUACUUUAACUGCUUUAGGCUCAGGUCAGGUUCAGACACAGGUUCAGGUCACACUGUUAGCUCUCCUGAGUAUAUACAACCAUGGAACAUUUGACACAUUGAGCACAUUUAACACAAGUAGUGUGUAAAAAAUGAUGAUAGGCGACUAUUUUUGUUAAUAGUUGUUCUGUUUUCCAACAUAUUCAUGUAUUUAAAAUCUCCCACACACUUCAAGAAAUAAAUCAAAAUGAGCAAACAUUAUGCACAGACACCUGUCUUUUUUAGGAUAAAAAUGAUUAUAUUUGGUCAUUUAAAUCUAUCAUUCAACUCAAGAUCAAAGAAUACAAAUGAUUUUUGCUUAAACAUGUCAGUAAUCAAGUGUAUAGAGUGCUCUUCAGUGUAGAUUCUGAUCUUACAGUAAGAAAAAAUCCCAAAUAAGAAAACAUUGGUGAAUGUCACAAUCUUCGUAAAAACUGCGUAAGUGGAUUUAAAGAAGAAAUGUUGUCCUUAGAAUGUUUGGUGAAUGAGGCCCAUUCAUCCUGUGGGAUGCAAUCACCAGUGGAAAGCAGUAUUGGUGUGAGUGCAGACAGUAUUGGUGUAAACGCACCCAACAUGCAUUAAGGACUCAAUUCAGAUCCAAUCAGGCUGGAUUUUGAGGUGGUCCAGGAAGCAUGUGGCCACACUCUUUUAGCAGUGUGAAUGCAAAUAUGUCCUGGGCCACAUUGAAGGCCUGCCUACUCAAUUAACACAUACAGAACAAGUUCUAAUGCCAAGUGGGAACUCACGUACAAAGCUGGUGGCCACUUCUGACUGGAUCUCUCACAACAGAUGUUAAAACCAGGUAUUCCAUGUUCAUUUGACCUUCAUUUUUUUUUUAAACUCAGUGUACAACCUGAUGUAACAAGGCUUCUUCAGGUGUGUCUGGGUGAGAUUUUUGAUAUUUGUGGCAAACUUUGAAGCUUGCUAUCAUGCUUCAUGUGGGAAUACAAAGAGGAAUAAAUAAAAUAAUAAAUGAGUAUAUGUAUAAA